CUAAAAAAUACAUAAAAAAGUUUUAAAUUCAUUAAUAAACUAAAAUAAAUAAAUUAAGAAUGACACAAAGAACAAAGAGUGGUGGAAAACAAUCUCCAUUUGAUCGUUACGCUCGACAGGUUCUCAGACAAAAAAAUACUUCAUGACCCUGAAGACUUUGCUUCUUGGGGGUAUAAAAGCUUUUAGAUUCUCUUGGAUCAUCACAGUUAGCCUUCAACUUGCUUGCAGUUCGAAUCGCAAUACACAAACCCUCAACUCUAUAAUCAUGUUCAAGCUGUGUGUCUUCUUCGGAAUUUUGGCUGUUGCUGCCGCUGCCCCAGCUCCAGCUCCAGCUCCAGGACCAUCACCAUUAUUUGAAACGUAUGCUGCUCUUCCUGCAGCACUUCCUGUGGCAUCAAGUAGCCAACAAUUCGUUAGAAACUACAAUACAUACGCUGCUGCUCCACUUACUUAUGCUGCACCUCUUUCAUACAACGCCUAUGCUUAUCAUCCUGCUCCAGCUUACUAUAUCUAAGUCAACAUUGAUAACUCAAAAAAUCCCAUCAUUUCAUUUUUAAAAAAUAAUUUUUUUAUUUUUGGCUCUGUAUAUGCAUCAUAAUUCUAAAUUUAUAAUUAAACUGAAAAAUAAACCAGA
This is a messenger RNA of Microplitis demolitor, 634 nucleotides long. RefSeq lists its product as uncharacterized. NCBI's taxonomy places the organism in Eukaryota, Metazoa, Arthropoda, Insecta, Hymenoptera, Braconidae. The transcript has 2 exons. The record is from RefSeq and is a predicted model, not a curated record. The coding region runs from base 143 to 514 and encodes 123 amino acids.